Coccomyxa subellipsoidea C-169 is the source of this 1934-nucleotide messenger RNA. RefSeq names its product MFS general substrate transporter. Gene Ontology annotation, biological process: transmembrane transport. The coding region runs from base 294 to 1934 and encodes 546 amino acids. Gene Ontology annotation, cellular component: membrane. The record is from RefSeq and is a predicted model, not a curated record. Gene Ontology annotation, molecular function: transmembrane transporter activity. The transcript has 13 exons. NCBI's taxonomy places the organism in Eukaryota, Viridiplantae, Chlorophyta, Trebouxiophyceae, Coccomyxaceae.
CUUUUAAACUCGAUUUAUAAUCCGAACAAUGAUAUUAGAAGGGAUCUCGGGCCUUUGUUGAGGUUGCAAGCUGGUUGUACCGGACAUCUGUACCCAUUGGUUCUGGCCAGACAGACUUGCAACGUUAUUUCAGGGCACAGUCUGCCGUCACACGAAAAUUUCACAUUCAUAGGUGGAAGAGACCUUGGCGCGCCGGAUCUUAGGUUAGCCGGGCAGAGACGAGGUUUCUGGUGGCAGUGAUGGGGGACGAAAGGCUAUUGCCCUGACACCAGUGACAGAGCCCCACUACCAGGAUGGCAGCUUUGGCACGCAUGAGGACGACCGUGCUGCUCAACCUGGCUGCCAUUGUGGAGCGGGCUGAUGAACAGGUGCUGCCAGCGGUGUAUCUGUUCAUUGGGCACUCGCUGCGGGCCACACCUGCUCAGCUAGGCACUCUCACACUCUGCAGAGCCAUGGUCCAGGCGUUGAGUUCUCCCAUCAGCGGGAUCCUGGGCAACAACUUUGACCGCACCUCCAUCGUCUCCUUUGGAUGCUUCCUGUGGGGCGUCAUGACAGCUGCUGUGGGCAUGUGCACCUCGCUCUCACAGGCGAUGCUGUACUCGGCUGCAAAUGGUGUGGGACUGGCGCUGGUCAUUCCCUGCGUGCAGUCCCUCAUAGCAGACUACAAUCCCCCGGAGAGCCGCGGCCGCGCCUUCGGGGUCAUGUUCUUCACCUCUGCACUCGGGGGGAUGGCGGGCGGCUUUUUCGCGACCAAUCUGGGCGGGAUGCAGAUUCUGGGGCUGGAGGGCUGGCGCUGCGCAUUCCACCUCGUGGCAGCUCUUUCCAUUGUCACCAGCGUUCUUGUGAUGUGGCUGGCUGUCGAUCCCCGCCGCAAAAUUGCGGGGAUGAUCUCGCCGAUGAAUUUGGGCGACGGGUCAAAGCUGAGGCUGACUGAUGACGGCGAGGUGCCCGCGGCAAAUUUCCCCUCGCUAAAAUUGCCUGGGCAGGCGGACACUCCUGCCAAGUCACGCAUCAGGCUGAACAUUGGCGGGCUGGGGGAGGCGCCCGGCAGGCGCAGGGCGGGGGAGGUCCUGGCAGAGGUGCUCAGCGUCAUGCGCAUCCGCACCUUCCAGAUCAUCGUGCUGCAGGGGAUAGUGGGCAGCACGCCGUGGAACGCGAUGGUGUUCUUCACACUGUGGCUGCAGCUGACGGGCUUCAGCAAUUUUGCCGCCGCUGCGCUCAUGGCAGUCUUUGCCGGCGGCUGCGCCCUUGGCGGCCUGCUAGGAGGCUACCUGGGGGACUACUGCGCGCGGAUCUGGCCGGAGCGCGGGCGAAUAAUGGCGGCGCAGUUCAGCGUUGCUUGUGGCCUGCCCCUGUCGGUGCUGUUGCUGAAGGGGCUGCCUGUGCGCGGCGGAGGGAACGCCGCAGACGGCCUGGUCCCCCUCUACGGCACCGUCAUGCUCAUCUUCGGCCUGCUCAUCAGCUGGUGCGGGUCGGCAAACAGCGUGAUGUUUGCAGAGAUAGUCCCGGAGCAGCUGCGAUCGGUGGUGUAUGCUUUUGACCGCUCCUUUGAGGGUGCCAUUGCUGCAUGCGCUGCACCCCUAGUAGGCAUGAUAGCGGAGCGGGUGUUUGGGUUUGAGGGGCAUUUGGAGGAGAGCGUGAAGGAUCCUCUCAAGGCCGCGGUCAAUGCGCAGGCGCUGGCCAACGCGCUGCUGUGCUGCCUGCUCGUUCCCUGGACCUUCUGCCUCAUCUUCUACACCGGGCUGUACAGGCAUUUCCCGAGGGACAGGAGGAGGGUGGGCGCACCCCCGCUGGGCGCCGAUGCAAAGAUCUCGGGGCAGUCGCCGCGGCCGUCGCCGGCAUCAGUCAUCAUCGUGGGCGCGGGUUCGGGGGCGUCCUCUGGCAGCGGCAGCAGGGAACGCCUCGCGCCGCGCUCCGGCCACCUCAGCGACUGA